Pectinophora gossypiella (pink bollworm) is the source of this 2943-nucleotide messenger RNA. RefSeq names its product interferon-inducible double-stranded RNA-dependent protein kinase activator A homolog (gene Loqs). Lineage: Eukaryota; Metazoa; Arthropoda; Insecta; Lepidoptera; Gelechiidae. The transcript is spliced from 8 exons. Bases 95 to 1282 code for a protein of 395 amino acids. The record is from RefSeq and is a predicted model, not a curated record.
AAAGAAGUUUUUGAGGCGAGAGGUCGGUGAACAUAAUUAUUUUUAAUUUUAUUAUAAUUAGUGUAAAUUUCUAAUUGUUCAACCCUGUAAUUGCAUGUUUAGUGCUUCGGAGUUAAUUGGAAAAGGAAAUAUUACUACAAUGAUGGACGGCAAUGUUGUUCAUCCCCAUCCCGGAGUGGUGCACGGUGGAGUGCCGGGCGUAGUGCAUGGGAUGCCCGUCCAUGGGGCCGGACCGGACGGCGAGCACGCGCCGCACGGCCCGCGGCGCCGGUACCAGAACCGACCGAAACCCCCUAACAACAUAGAAAGAUUACCCCUUGAUGAAGCUGCGAAAAGAGAAAUGGAGUCCCUUCCAAUGAAGACUCCAGUGUCAGUUUUGCAAGAGCUGCUGGCUCGUCGUGGCACAGUGCCCAAGUAUGAGUUGGUGCAGAUAGAGGGAAUGAUCCAUGAGCCUACAUUUCGGUACAAGGUUACUGUUGCGGAUUUAGUUGCCAUGGGCACUGGACGUUCCAAGAAAGAAGCCAAACACUCUGCAGCGAAGGCUCUGCUUGAUAAGCUGACUGGUGCUGCCCCUGCUGAUCAAGGCACCAAUGGUAAUGUGCCAGAAACUGGUACUGUGGUGUCAUCAUUUGAAGACAAAUUAAUGGGCAAUCCAGUUGGCUGGCUGCAAGAACUGUGCAUGUCCCGCUUUUGGCCACCACCAUCAUACCAUGCUGAGAAUGAUGACAAUGUCAACCGUCGUUUGCCACAUGAGCGUCAGUUCACCAUUGUAUGCACUUUGCUGAAACGCCGCGAGGUUGGCACUGGCAAAUCCAAGAAGCUGGCCAAACGUCAAGCUGCCUACAAGAUGUGGCAAGCACUGCAGGAUAACCCACCAGAAUCCUUCCAACCUGAUGAAGAGGGAGUCGCGGCCCGCUAUGCCGACUUGAAAGAUAGUAAAAUCUCCACAUUGACUACAAGUCACAGCCACAAGGUGUCGCAGUUUCACAAACAUCUCAAACAGUCUGUCGGCCCGAACCUGGCCAAGUUGCAGGUUACUCCGUUGAACAACAAGGAUUUCAACUUUGUGCAGUUUUUGCAAGAGAUUGCUUCUGAGCAGGCCUUUGAGGUAACCUAUGUAGACAUUGAGGAGAAGUCCAUGACUGGUCGUUGUCAGUGCCUUGUUCAGCUCUCUACCCUGCCUGUGGCAGUCUGCUAUGGUUCUGGUUUGACCAGCAAGGAUGCUCAGGCUUCUGCUGCCCAAAAUGCCCUUGAGUACCUCAAGAUUAUGACCAAAAAGUGAAUGUCUCCAAAUCUCGCGACAUCAGCGACAUGCCUGGUGCAGUACCCUAUGCGUUUCAGGCAGAUAAUAUUAUAAUUUCCUCAAAUGAAUUGUUUACAAAUGAAUUAUACAAUAAAAUUGUGCACAAAGUGCAUAGGCUGACACGAAAGAGCCGGAAGUUGAUGUCGCAAGGUUUUGAGUCUAUACUUAUCUUUAUCACCACUUCCCAUUUGAAUAUGGCAUUAUGCCUAUGUUCCAGAAGCACUUCGGGCUAUGCUUUAUAACUGGCAUAUUUGCAGUAUCUUACUUGUGAUUUUGUUUUAUGUGUUACUUUGUUUGUCUUGGAACGUGGUUGUACUUGUCGAUGUGUCGCUAUGUGUAAUUGCAAAUUGUUUUCGCCUUUUAUUUCAAUUAGCAAGUGAUUUCUCACUUGUACUAUUACUGCCAAUGUGCGAGGAUAAAUUGCAUAGCCCGUAAAUUUAAAUGAAACAAAGUAUGGAGUGGUCAUGUAACAAAAUACAAGCUAUACUUUGCAUAGAAUUAGUGUAAUUUUCCCAGCGUGGAAAUUACUAAAAAAAAAAUAAUAAAAAAAUACAAAAAAAUAUAUAAAAAAAUAAAAGUAAAAAAAAUGUGUGGACUAUAUUUCCAGUUUAAUAUUCAGCAUUAUUUAGGCAUAUUUUUGCAUUCAUAUAUUUAAAUGAAAUUAUUAUAUACUUACCCAAAAGUUAGCUUUUAAUGUAUAUUAUAAUCAUGGCGUAGCCUAUCAUGUUGUUUUCUAUUAAACAGGAUGAAAAUUAUGAUUUCUCAUAAAUUAGUUUUAAUCUGGUUUGUUAUGAGAUUUCUAACAUGCUGAGCAUUAAACGGAAAAUCAUUCUCAGCUAGUUUUGUCUUGUUGACGAACUGCUCCGACCUUUGCUUUGUAACAAGCUCCGAGGUAGCAGACACUUGAACUUGGGAAGAUCUUUUUACAAAGUGCAAGGGUUGGUACCGGCAGGUAAUUGUGUGGCUUGCUAAGAGGCAGGAUACAAGUUGAUUUGUUAUUUCAAUUUUACCAGUGACUGUCGUGGUUUUCUUUUAACUUCAUGAUGGAAAACUUUGCAGGGAAGCUGAGAACUAUGUGUUAGAGUGAAUUAUCACUGGAUUUAGUGGUUGCGAAGUUAGGAUCCCUUGCCUGUGAAAAUGGGCAUUAUUUUAAUGCAAAGUAUAGAGGUUGUAACAAUUUCUACUGUGCAGAAUUGUCGUCGUAGCGUACUGUGACAGCGACGACGACCGUCCUGCAUGUGCCGAGUUUCUUUUAAAUUGAAUGGUGUGAGUUCAGACCUGCCCUUGUAAAACAUCGCACUGUUCAAGUUAGAAAAGACUAACUGGAGUAAAGGAAUGGAGUUCUGUUCAACCAAGACCAACUAAAUAAAAUUGCGCCACCGAACACCACGUGGGCGAGUUUAUUUAUUUUUGUGUUUAGUGAGUCUUGGUUUUACUUGUUCUUGAUUAAUCUCAAGGAUAAAUAGUAGUUAUUGUAGAUUAUUGUCACUAAUGUGAACACUUUCUCACCCCUUGCUAGGUAUAUAAAAUAAAAGAGUAAUAGGUAUUUAAGUUCCGAUAAAAUGUAUAAGGAUCAUUUUAAUUUUGCUAAGUAUUGGUUCUGAUAUAACUUCAUUAAUAAAUUUUGGUGUUGCUUGAAA